AUGGUCGUCGAGGCGAGGGAGGCAGCAGCGGCGGCGGCGCGGGAGCGCGUUGGAACACGGGAGAGGAGGCGGGCGGGCGCGGGACGGAAUGCUGCGACCGUCGCCGCGGGUGGUGAGGCGUCACCGCCACGGGCGCGGGAGGAGAGUGGCGGUGGCGGGCGAGGUGGUGGUGUGGGGAGCAAGCGCCCGUCUGCUCCGCUCGCGCAGCUCCCACCGUCCAAGCGGAGCGCGGUCUCCGCGAGUCGGCAGUUCCUCCCACCCGCCUCCAGGUGGACCGCGCCUGCUCCUGCUCCGCUCGCUGGUGCAGACGCCGACGCAGGUUCCCGGACACGGUACGAAGGGGACCGCGAGAACAGAGGUUCUGAUGCAUUGAAGAAGCCGCCAGUUGCUCGUCCGCUCGUGGCCCGCAAGGAUGGUGUUGGUGUGCUGUCGAGAGCGGUGCCCCCCAAUGCUGCUGGUACGAGGGUUCUGAAGAAGCCAUAUGCCAGGGAUGGUGCUGCUCCAGGUCGUCAUGGUCCAAGGGCUGGGAUGGUGAAAUCGUCUGCUGCACAGGACAAGGGAAGGGGAGCAGGGAAUGAAGAACUGUGGGGAAAGAAGGUGCCGGUGACAGCCACACGAUUGCCACCAAAGCCAGAUGUCAUAUCGGACACACGCACCUCGCAACCUAGCCGUGGAAAGGAUGGCCGAUUCAGUAGCAAGGUGCAUCGACCAUUGGAAUCUGGGCGUGUUCAUGGAGGUUUGGCUGUGGCAAAGGAGAUGUUGGCCAUAGAUGAUGAUAGUUCUUUGGCUGAUGGACGUGCUGUGCAAAUUGCGGUUGCUGCGCGCACUGGUACUAGUGUUGGAGCUGUACAAAAAGAUGGCAAAUUAGAGAAGGGAGAGGCUCCCUCCAAGGCGUCUUGGGGAUCUCAGGUUUCUUCCGAUGCUGUUCAUCUUGAUCCUGCAGCUUAUAGGGAUGUUUCUGCAAGGGAUUCCUCUGGUUUAAGUCGGAACUUUGGGAGGAAGACGCCAUCAUGGGCAGUAGCAAAAGAUGUCAAUGUGACGAACAAAUAUGGUGAGAGUUCCUCCACAUACAACACUGUUGCUGCAUCUUUUGCUAAGGAUCCUUCCAAAAAAACCCUGAUGUGUAAGAUAGUAUUUGAAAGUGGUAGGAUGAACAGGAGGACAUCUUCUGAUGUUGCAGGAGUGUCUGCUGAAGGCAAUGUGUUGAGAAGUAAGGACAUGUUUACAAAUCAAAAUGCAGUCAAGCCAGCCAAAGUGGUUCAGAAAUCUGUAUGUGGAAGGCGCGUAACUACAAAUGGGAUUCAGGACUCUAUUGAGCUCACUAAGGAUCGAGUUAUGCAAGCUCCCAUGUCUCCAGACAUGUGCCCCACAAUACACAAAAAGAAGGCCGCCACAAAUAGGGAUUUUUUUGGUCACAAGAAAAUGGUGAAGCCAAAAGCUGUAGAUCAUCAGCAGAGGAAGAUUGCCUCGACAUCUGUAUCGGGUAGUAAGGGCAAACUGGAUGAUGAGGUGGCUUCCAACUUGAAAUUUCAUGACAUAUUUAGGGACAUAGUUGUUCAUGAAAGAAAGCUUGAACUUUAUCUCAACAGCUCAUCAGGUCUUCCUUUUGUGAGGUGUCAAAGGCAAUAUAGACACAGGAAUGCAGAUGCUAGGAGCAGAUUUAAAAAGUUGUGCAGGAUAUUUGAGUUUGUAUGCCGGACUCUAGUACAAAUUACGGAGCAGCGUUCAUUGAAGAUGAGAAUUGACUUUCUAGCUGCUGAAGUAAUGAAGGCAUUACCAGAUUUUACCAAACAUGGUCCUAUUGUGGGACAAGUUCCUGGAGUUGAAGUUGGUGAUGAGUUUCUAUACAGAUCUCAGCUUGCAAUUGCUGGUCUACAUCAUCAUUACCGGAAAGGCAUUGACACCACCACAUAUAGAAAUGGCAUGCUUAUUGCAAUAAGCAUUGUUGCUUCUGGAGGUUAUCCUGAUGAAUUGGGUUGCUCAGGUGAACUGCUAUACACUGGUUCUGGUGGGAAGCCUGCUGGUAAGAAGAAAGAUGAGGAUCAAAAGCUUAAGUGUGGAAACCUUGCACUAAAGAAUUGCAUCAAAACAGAGACUCCCGUAAGAGUGAUUCAUGGAUUUAAGUGUCGGAAUACCGAGAGAGGCAGUCAUUUGGGGGCCAAACUAGUCUCAAGAUACACUUAUGAUGGAUUGUAUUUAGUGGUGGAUUUCUGGAUGGAUGGUCAACCAGGUUCAAGGGUGUUUAAGUACAAGUUAAAAAAGAUUCCUGGGCAACCAGAGCUUCCUAUGCACGUAGCUAAAAGAUUGAAGAGCUACAAAAGCCGUCCAGGCCUGUUCAUGAAUGAUAUAUCUCAAGGGAAGGAAGCAACUCCCAUCUGUGUCAUUAAUACGGUAGAUGAUGUGCGACCUGCACCUUUCCAAUACACCACUAGAAUUAGAUAUCCAUUUAGGCUUGCAGAAAAACAUCAGGGUUGUGACUGCACCAAUGGUUGCUCAGACUCUGUGAGCUGUGCCUGUGCUGUGAAGAAUGGAGGGGAAAUCCCAUUUGACUUAAAUGGAAAAAUUCUCAAUGAGAAGUCCGUGAUAUUUGAGUGUGGUCCAUCUUGUAAAUGUCCUCCUUCAUGCCACAACAGGGUCAGUCAGCAUGAUAUGAAAAUACCACUGGAAGUAUUCAGGACAACCAAGACUGGUUGGGGCGUAAGAUCUCUAAGGUCCAUUCCUUCUGGCAGCUUCAUAUGUGAGUAUAUUGGUGAGCUGCUGCAUCAAAAGGAGGCUUACAAGAGAAGGAACAACAGUUACUUGUUUGAUACAGGCCUUAACUAUGAUGAUGAGAAUAUUAGCAGUGGGUUGCCAUCAAAUGUUUCAGGACCAUGAUGACAAAAGGAUGCCGCAUAUUAUGUUCUUUGCUGCAGAGACGAUUCCACCACUACAGGAGCUGAC
Molecule: messenger RNA, 2940 nt
Organism: Sorghum bicolor (sorghum)
Lineage: Eukaryota; Viridiplantae; Streptophyta; Magnoliopsida; Poales; Poaceae
Exons: 3
Coding region: 1-2874 (957 amino acids)
Cellular component (GO): nucleus
Molecular function (GO): zinc ion binding; histone methyltransferase activity; protein binding
Source: RefSeq, a predicted model, not a curated record